AUGGCGCGGGCUGAGCGCCGGGAACUGCCGCCGGCAGCCCGGCAGCACGGCCCAAACCGAGUCUCUCGUUCGCGCCUCCGAGUCUCGCUGCCGCGCUCGACCGGAGUCCGGGCACGAGUGAUGCUGGGCUCUGCCGCGCCCCGGGUUCUGCAGGGAGGCUCCGUCUCCUCCUCAGAUCCCGCUGUUAUGGAAAAUCCCCCCCAGAGCCCUAAUGGGAGCCUGAAGUCCCCCCCAUCCAAGGAGCUGCUGACCAGCAACACAGCCAGCACGCUGUGCAUCAGCUCCCGCAGCGAGUCUGUCUGGACCAAUACCUCCAGGAGCAAGUGGGACAUCUACCACAAGCCCAUCAUCGUCAUGUCCGUCGGAGCUGCCAUCUUCCUCUUCGGAACAGUCAUUACCACCUUGUCGUGCUUUGAAAUCAAGAACAGGAAUGUGUACAAAAUGUGUGGCCCCGCGUUCCUGUCCAUGGGACUGAUGCUCCUUGUCUGCGGCCUCGUCUGGAUCCCCAUCAUCCGCAAGAAGCAGAAGCAGAGGCAGAAGUCACACUUCCUGCAGAGCCUCAGGUCCUUCUUCUUCAACCGCUGA
Molecule: messenger RNA, 585 nt
Organism: Lagopus muta (rock ptarmigan)
Lineage: Eukaryota; Metazoa; Chordata; Aves; Galliformes; Phasianidae
Gene: PIRT
Product: phosphoinositide interacting regulator of transient receptor potential channels
Exons: 2
Coding region: 1-585 (194 amino acids)
Biological process (GO): positive regulation of cation channel activity; phosphatidylinositol-mediated signaling
Molecular function (GO): phosphatidylinositol bisphosphate binding; transmembrane transporter binding
Source: RefSeq, a predicted model, not a curated record